Messenger RNA from Pieris macdunnoughi, 480 nucleotides. The record is from the annotation of a GenBank genome assembly. Lineage: Eukaryota; Metazoa; Arthropoda; Insecta; Lepidoptera; Pieridae.
AUGUUCAGGAAAGUCAUUUCAAUCGCUAGCGUCAUCUUCGUUUUUUCAUUUUGGACCAGCUCAAUAGGUGUUUUCAUCCCGAACCUGUCAAGUGAAUGCUUCAACUGUCUGUGUUAUGUGUCAACGAAAUGUGACACAUCGCAUCAGUGUACGGGCGGCUACUGUGGCCCCUUCAAUAUAUCACGAGUGUACUGGGUCGAUGCUGGACGAGUUACCCUACCUGAAGACGACGCAGAGAGGAACCAUGCAUGGGAAGAUUGCGCCCGCGAAUUCAGCUGUGCAAAACGAAUAAUCGGGGGAUAUUUAUCAAAAUUUGGUCAAGACUGCAAUGGCGAUGGUGUCACCAACUGCUACGACUACAUGAUGAUAAAUGGGAACGGUGGCUACAACUGCCGACCACCGUUGAACAGAUCAGCCAAUGGUCGACGCUGGCUGAAGAGGUUCGAUGAAUGUCGGCGGUCAAUACCUUCACUUGAAUAA